Chinchilla lanigera (long-tailed chinchilla) is the source of this 2029-nucleotide messenger RNA. It is a transcript of the gene Rspo1, whose product is annotated as R-spondin 1. NCBI's taxonomy places the organism in Eukaryota, Metazoa, Chordata, Mammalia, Rodentia, Chinchillidae. Bases 714 to 1514 code for a protein of 266 amino acids. The record is from RefSeq and is a predicted model, not a curated record. The transcript has 7 exons.
GAGCGCGCACCGGCCCCUCUCCGGCUGGGCGCUCCGGGCGGCCAGGCUGAGGCGCGGCGGAGACACGAGCCCGGAGCGGCGAGCUGGAGUGGGGCCGUGGCCCCCGGCCCUGCGGACAUUGAGGGCCUCCGAGAGCCGCCCCGAGGACCGAUGCGCCGGGUGGGGCGCUGCCCCCCAGGGCGAGGGCGAGAGCCGCCCGCAGAUUGAGCAACUUGGGAACGCGCGGGCGGAGCGCGGGCGAGCGGGGCGCCCAGGACUGUCCCGCGGCCGGCCUCCCCUUCGCCUUCCGGGCCUGACCCGCGCGCUGGCAACGCGAGUGCUUGAAACUGUUGUCAUCCCAGAGGUGAGGGAAGCCACUGUUACUUGCUCCGGUGACAUUCACAUCUGGAUCCUCCUCUCCAUUUGCCAGCUGCAGUUGUGACUGCAGGUUGGUUUUUGGGGUAGCCUGUUGCAGUGACGAAGAUCUCCCAUGUGACACUCAGAGGAGGCUUUGAGGAACUCUGCCUUGGAGGACCUCUGUCUGGGCUGAUGGAGCUCUGGGCUCCCCACACCCUCUCUGUCCACAGUUGAGAAUUUGGUGGAUGUGGGCUGCAGCCCAGGCCUGAAUCUCCUGCUGCUGACCCAGCCUCGGAGGCGCUAGCAAGAGCCCAGCACCACCCACUGCCCCCCAGGGACCACCCCUCCUGCCGGGGGCCCGGAGCUGGAGAGUGACUAUGCGGCUUGGGCUCUGUGUGGUGGCCCUGGUUCUGAGCUGGACACACCUCGCCGCCAGCAGCCGAGGGGUCAAGGGGAAGAGGCAGAGGCGGAUCAGUGCUGAGGGGAGCCAAGCCUGUGCCAAGGGCUGUGAGCUCUGCUCCGAGGUCAACGGCUGCCUCAAGUGUUCACCCAAGCUGUUCAUCCUGCUGGAGCGGAACGACAUCCGCCAGGUGGGCGUCUGCUUGCCAUCCUGCCCGCCUGGAUACUUUGACGCCCGAAACCCCGACAUGAACAAGUGCAUCAAAUGCAAGAUAGAGCACUGCGAGGCCUGCUUCAGCCACAACUUCUGCACCAAGUGUCAGGAGGGCCGGUAUUUACACAAGGGUCGCUGCUACCCAGCCUGUCCUGAGGGCUCCACCCCCACCAAUGGCACCAUGGAGUGCAGCAGUCCUGCACAAUGUGAAAUGAGUGAGUGGUCACCGUGGGGGCCCUGCUCCAAGAAGAAGAAGCUCUGUGGUUUCCGGAAGGGCUCUGAAGAGCGGACACGCAGAGUUCUCCAUGCUCCUGGGGGGGACCACAGCAUCUGCUCUGACACCAAGGAGACCCGGAGGUGCACGGUGCAGAGGAUUCCAUGUCCUGAUGGGAAGAAGAGGAGAAAGGGAGGCCAGGGCCGGAGGGAGAACCCCAACAGGAACCCGGGCAGGAAGGAGAACAAGGAGACUGGCCGGAGCUCUCGGAGACGCAAGGGGCAGCAGCAGCUGCCGCAGCAGCCACAGCCAGGGACAGUGGAGCCACUCACAUCUGCUGGGCCCACCUAACACAGGGGCCAGCCUCCAGGCACAUGCAGAAGAGCCCUGUGCUGCUUUGCGUGAGGAAAGCUUCCCAGAACUGGAGCAUCGGGGGCAAUGCGUACACAUACACUCCAUCCAUCCAUGCUCUCACAGCCUGUCCAAAUGUGCAACCAGACACACACACACACACACACACACACACACACACACACAAAACUGAGGCCACCAGAAGACACUUCCAUCCUAUGGCCCAGCAGUACCCACUUUGUGUAUGAUGCACACAGUAGAUGUGUCAAACCAUUUCCCAGCAUCCAGAUGCAAACUUUGUAGCAUGGAACCUUCUGGAGAAGCUGCUGGGAUUGCAAUGCCAGGUGUGGUGGACCAGCCAAAGCUUGAGGACUGCUGAGGGAGAAGAGUUCAUCCCCCAUGCCAGCUGUGUGACUUUAUCUUGGAGAGUAUCCCUACACAACUGUGAUACAUAUCAGGGCUGACCUGACUCAAAGAACUGCUUAAAGGUUUAUUUCAAAUUAAAAAGAAAAAAA